Molecule: messenger RNA, 1710 nt
Organism: Prinia subflava (tawny-flanked prinia)
Lineage: Eukaryota; Metazoa; Chordata; Aves; Passeriformes; Cisticolidae
Product: ras-related and estrogen-regulated growth inhibitor-like
Exons: 4
Coding region: 187-900 (237 amino acids)
Molecular function (GO): GTPase activity; GTP binding
Source: RefSeq, a predicted model, not a curated record
CGAACCGCCUCCGGGACGGGAUGAGGACCGCCUCCGCCGGCCAGGAGGGAGGAGGAGGAGGGCAUCAGCCUCCCCCGCCCGGGGCUGAGCCCAGCCCGGCCCCCGGGGCGGAGCCGGCGGAGCAGCGCCCGGCGGAGCGGGGAGCGGGGAGCGGCGGAUCCCGGGGCAGCCCCGGCCGGCUCCGGGAUGAGCUUCCCGCGGCCCCUGCGCCGCUCCGUGAGCCUCAGCCCGGCUCGCACCCUGCGCCUCGUCGUGCUGGGACAGAGCGCCGUGGGCAAGACAGCACUGACCGUACGAUUCAUCACCAGGAGAUUCAUUGGAGACUAUGACCCAACCCUAGAAAUGAUCUACAGGCACGUGGCUGUCAUCGAUGGGGAGAUGGUGCACUUCGAGAUCCUCGACACGGCUGGACAGGAGGAGGACUCCCUGCAGAUCGAGGAGAAGAUCAAGUGGGGUGACGGCUUUGCCGUGGUGUACUCGGUGACCGACCGCUGCAGCUUCGACGAGGUGAUGCGCCUCUGCUUCCUCAUCAACCACCUACACGCCAGCCCCAAGCGCAGCGGCGCUGCCGAGCAGCCGCCCGUCGUCAUCGUGGGCAACAAGAAGGACCUGCAGUUCGACAGGAUGGUGUCCACCGAGGACGGGGAGAACCUCUCCAAAGCCCUCAAGAUCCCCUUCUACGAGAUCUCCACGCGGGACAGCUACGAGGAGCCGGUGGCGGUGUUCAGCAGCCUCUACCAGGAGCUGCUCAGGCAGGGGCACUUCUCCCCAGGCUCCUUCAAGAGGAGGACAGUGUCCAAGCUCAUGGAGAAGAUUCCCAAGAUGCAAGCCAGCUCCACCCUGAACUCCACAGGCCGGAGCCUCAGCUUUAACUCCUUCAGGGACUACAUUCCCGAGUGAGCGGCCGGGCUCCAGCCCGGGAUGGGGGCGGCUGCUGGGGCUGUGCCGGCUCUCUGGAGGGGAGGGUCAGGAGUGGAGAGGGUGGCACUGAGGUACAAAAGCCUGUGGGUUCUUCUUCUUCAAGGGGCUUUGUGCCAGCGGGGAAUGUUUUCCUCAUCCACCUGAUCCCUUUGUUCCCUCCUCUCCCUCCCUCUGGCAUGGCUGCAGUGUAGCCGAGGUUGCCCUGGUGACUCCAGUGGUGUUGGGACCACGUUUGGAGGGAGGCUCAGACCCAGCACAGACAUGUCUGGGGGGGCUUUCCCCCUCCCCUGAGCUGGCUGGGUGUGUCUGUACCCAAAUCCAGCACCCACCAAGCUGGGUGACUCCUAGGGCUGUGUUGGCUCCUGGGCUGGCACCAGCCGUUCCCUGGGAAUGGAGCCUUGCUGUGGCUUCCUCAGCGUGGCUGGUGAGUAAAACCCCCUGGAUCCUCAAACCCUUCCAGCCCAUCCUGGCUGUGCUCAGUAGCGUGGACACAACAGAGGUGAUUCCAGAAGCUGUUUGCAGGUGCCCCUCUGCUCAUCCACUGCCCUGUUCCCAGAGGGAAAAUCACCGUGGGCUGAGGACUUGUCCUUUAGCACAGGGAUGGGGCAGGGAAGGCGUGGGGAGGAGCCAGGCUCAUGGCUCACACCCUUCCCUCCCUCUGGGUGAUGUGUGGCUGGUCGGGUUGGCUGUGCUGGGACCCCGUGGUGUGACUCCCCUGUCCCCCCUGUUGUGACCGACCCCAUUGUCUGCUGCUGUGUCCUGUGACAAUAAAAGCUGAGUUCCCAACUG